UUCUUUGAAAAUGUUACUUUCAUUUUAAUGAUGUGUUUGUUGAUGUGUUUUAAAUGAUUAAAAAUAAUAAAACAAAAGUUACCAACGUUUUGGCCAAUUUAUCAGCUGUUUGAUACACAUAACAGAAUUAAACAAUUUUUAUAUACACGUGAUAACAUAGAGAUGAACGAACACUCUGACAGUUGUUCCCUCUCAGCACCCUGCAGUCGUUUCGACUCUGCGCGUGCAAUAGAUGACCACGAUGCAACAGACGAUGACAUGACUUUCUGCAUGUCGAACUACGCUAAGGAAGCGCUUAAAAUGAUGUUCAUGAUGAGGUCGCAUGGGAUGCUUACAGACGUUGUGCUUGAGGUGAAAAAGGAGCUAUUUCCUGCUCACAAGGUAGUUCUUUCCGCUGCAUCCCCGUACUUUAAGGCCAUGUUUACUGGCGGACUGAAAGAGUCUGAGAUGUCACGCGUGCAACUUCAGGGGGUUUGCCCAACGGCAAUGGCCCGCAUUCUUUAUUUUAUGUACACUGGACAAAUACGUGUAACAGAAGUCACUGUCUGCCAACUUUUGCCAGCUGCAACAAUGUUUCAAGUGCAAAAUGUUAUUGAUGCGUGCUGUGCAUUUCUGGAACGUCAGCUGGAUCCAACUAACGCUAUCGGCAUUGCCAAUUUCGCCGAACAACACAGCUGUAGCGAGCUACAGAAGAAAGCAAACUAUUUCAUAGAACGACACUUUAUGCAAGUAUGUCAGGAGGAAGAAUUUUUGCAGCUGUCUGCUUAUCAAUUGAUAGCCCUCAUAAGGCGGGAUGAAUUGAACGUGCAGGAAGAACGCGAUGUAUACAAUGCUGUCCUAAAAUGGGUGAAAUACGACGAGGACAAUCGCCAUUCUAAAAUGGAACAUAUACUUGGCGCUGUUCGGUGUCAGUUUCUAACUCCAAACUUCCUUAAGGAGCAGAUGAAAAACUGUGACGUACUCCGUAAAGUUCCUGCCUGCCGCGAAUAUUUAGCCAAGAUCUUUAAAGACUUAACAUUGCACAAGUGUCCAGGCGUGAAGGAACGCACACCAAACACAACGCGUAUGAUAUUCGUCGCUGGCGGAUUUUUUCGUCAUUCCUUGGACAUAUUAGAAGCAUACAAUGUAGAUGACAAAACUUGGACUACCUUACCAAAUCUGCGCAUCCCACGUUCCGGUCUGGGCGCGGCAUUUCUUAAAGGCAGAUUCUAUGCAGUGGGCGGACGAAAUAACAACAUUGGCUCUUCAUACGAUUCCGAUUGGGUAGAUCGUUAUAGUGCGAUUAGUGAGACGUGGCGACCCUGCUCACCAAUGUCUGUACCGCGCCAUCGUGUCGGGGUGGCAGUCAUGGAUGAGCUAAUGUAUGCUGUUGGUGGAUCUGCAGGAAUGGAAUAUCACAAUACUGUUGAAUACUAUGAUCCCGACCAAGAUCGAUGGACUCUCGUCCAGCCUAUGCAUUCUAAACGCUUGGGCGUCGGCGUCGUGGUUGUUAACCGUCUGCUUUACGCCAUUGGUGGCUUUGAUGGCAACGAACGUUUGGCCAGUGUGGAGUGUUAUCAUCCGGAAAACAAUGAAUGGAGCUAUUUACCAUCCCUAAAUACUGGCCGCAGUGGAGCGGGUGUAGCCGCCAUUAAUCAGUAUAUCUACGUGGUGGGUGGAUUUGAUGGCACUCGGCAACUAGCUACGGUAGAGCGAUAUGAUACAGAGAACGAGACAUGGGAUAUGGUAGCGCCAAUACAAAUCGCACGAAGCGCUCUUUCGCUGACCACACUAGAUGGCAAACUUUACGCAAUUGGCGGCUUUGACGGCAACAACUUUUUGUCAAUUGUAGAAGUCUUCGAUCCGCGUUCAAACACCUGGGAACAGGGAACUCCAUUAAACUCUGGUCGCUCUGGCCACGCUUCCGCGGUCAUAUACCAGCCUUCCUGUGCAUCCACAUUUAUGGACUACGAAGAAAGUGUAACCCCCAAGCGUGAUGACAGCAAUGAUGAAAGGCAGACCGAUUCGUCGCAAUAUCCCUUUGGAGGCAAGAGUCUGACGUUUUCAGGUAUUUCAUCCAAUAUGCAGUUUCAUGCUUCCUAUGGUGCCGCUGGAUGCCAUAAUUGCGAGUCAAAUAUAAAGCCAAAUGAUACUGCUCUGUUAGCAUUGCGUAAGAAAUAUAUAACAAAUAAAAUGACCGAUAAUAACUUAGGGAAAUAUAAAAAUUGUCAUUUCCCAAAAGCGCCUUCGAAUCUAAUCAAUACACAAAGACGCUGCUUAUUGACUCCAAUGUAUAUAGCCAUGCAAAAUAUAAUACUUAAGAGCUGCGAAUGGCACUACAAAAAGGACACAACAUCGUCAUGACAAUUAUUUGAAUAGCAGAUGCUAGCAAUGGCUUUUGUGAAACCAAAUAAGUUCAUUUUAAGUCUAAUCAUUCACAUACACACAGUUUAUAUUCCAUUUCGUUAAACAUUCCACAUUUAACAUACAAACGAAAAG
Drosophila hydei is the source of this 2478-nucleotide messenger RNA. RefSeq names its product kelch-like ECH-associated protein 1 (gene Keap1). Gene Ontology annotation, molecular function: protein binding. The transcript has 6 exons. Lineage: Eukaryota; Metazoa; Arthropoda; Insecta; Diptera; Drosophilidae. Bases 163 to 2343 code for a protein of 726 amino acids. The record is from RefSeq and is a predicted model, not a curated record.